AUGGGAAAGGUGAACAUAACGGUUGUGGAAUUGGACCCUGUAAUAGCUGAAAUUGCUCGAGCAUGGUUCGGUGUUGUGGAAUCGAAAAAUCAUCACGUGAUUGUUGAUGAUGGACUGAAAUUCAUAGAGAAGGCUGCCAAAUCAGGAGACAAGUUUGACGUGUUGGUACUGGACGCUUGUGAUGAAGCGAUAAAAUCUCCCUGUCCAGCUGCGGCCUUCCGGAACAGAGAAGUUAUAGAGAAGAUGAAAGACAUCUUAACAGCUACAGGCUGCCUAGUUGUCAACAUACUUACCCACAACACUGAAGGAAUCCCAACGGGUUUACCCGAGAUAAUUGGUUUGUUUACUUCGGUGUUUCCUGCUUGCAUCCAAAUGAAAAUGGUCAAAGAGGUCAACGUUGUACUAACUUGUGUCCCAUAUACAAUCUCCAACAUUCGUGCGCAGCUCAGCUUUUAUAAUAGCCGCCUUGAUGCGAUAGUAACGAAGUUCAAGUUGGUCAAAGUCUUGGAGGGGGUUGUUCUCGUUUGA
Molecule: messenger RNA, 528 nt
Organism: Ostertagia ostertagi
Lineage: Eukaryota; Metazoa; Nematoda; Chromadorea; Rhabditida; Trichostrongylidae
Source: the annotation of a GenBank genome assembly